Messenger RNA from Paramuricea clavata, 2301 nucleotides. The record is from the annotation of a GenBank genome assembly. Lineage: Eukaryota; Metazoa; Cnidaria; Anthozoa; Malacalcyonacea; Plexauridae.
AUGCCUGAUGAUGAAGAUGUUGUUAGAACUGUUUAUCUGACAGGUCAACCUGGAUCUGGGAAGACAGAGUUAGCUCGACAAUAUGGUGAACAGUUUGAAAAUGCGACAUCCCCCAGUGAUACAUCUAAAUGUUUGGUGAUUACAUUGAACGCCAAGUCAGAAGAAUCCCUUAUGAAGUCUGUUAAAGAAGCUACGCGAAAUUUAAAGUUGCCAGUGUGUACGGAGCUAACAGAUUAUUGUCUUAUCGAUUUGAUGAAAAACCUGAGAAAUUAUUUCCGUGGCUACAGUGGUGCUUGGCUUCUUAUCAUUGAUGACAUGUUUGGAAAGAAGGACUUCAAUAAAUUAUUUCCACGAGCUGGUAUCAAAGACUGGGGUGGUGGUCAGGUCCUGAUCACAACACAAGAUAAUAAUCUCGUACCAGCUGGUCAUUUGUUUGCAAAGAUAUUGUCCUUGAACGAAGGUAUGACCAAGGAAGAUGCUCUUGCAUUGCUGAAGAAGAUCAGUGAUGUUGAAGUUGAUGAUUUUGCUGAAGAAAUUAUUAAAGAGUUGCAGUCUCUUCCUCUUGCUUUGGCGUGUUGUGCAACAUAUGUUAGAAAAACAAGACAAGAUCGUCCCUCAAUACAGUUUGGAUGGAAAGAAUAUCUAGACCUGUACCGUGAAAACAUUCAUCUUCAAUACCGAACAUUUUCCAAUAACAAUAACGUUUACCCUUUCUCCAUGACGGCUGCUACUGCGAUUGCUGUGAUGCGAAUGGCAGAAACAAGUGACGUUCUACGACUUACAUUUUCGUUCCUUUCGUAUUGUGUAUUGCUUCCAGUUCCUUUGAAUGUACUAGCACACCACGUUUUGGAAAAUCUACCAGUCCAGAAUGAUAAGCGGCCAAUAGCAAUGGAAGAAAUUAAAAAUGAGAUUUCAAGGUGUACACUACUCGUCCACGGACAGUCACAGAACGUUGAAACAAUAAAAUAUCAUCAGGUUAUUCGCAGUGCUUUUCAAAGUGCAGAAAACACAAAACCUAUUGAGCAGCGGGAACUUGAAUUUGUCAAAAUGAUGAAAUCUCUGAAUGAGACACUAGAUUUCAUGGACAAUACGUAUAAAGAAGACGUACUUCUUAAAGUUCUUAUGAGACCUCACCUGAAGUCAUUUGUCGAUCAGGCCAAUGAUAUGUCCUGGAAUAAUACAGCUGAAUUUGUCCUGAUUUCCAUGAAAAGAGGUCAGUUUCUUUUCUCAACGUCGAACAUGCCCGAUGAAAGCGCUGUCAGGAGUCUGAAAUUUCUGCAUAAUAUUUCUUUAGAACUUAACUUAUCCGACGAGAGUCGUUGUGAUAUAUUGGCCAGCCUUGGGUUCUAUUAUCUGGAGCUUGACUGUGUUGAAGAUGCUUUGAAUUUUCUAUGUGAAGCUUAUUCCAUGACGGAGGGUAAAAGUGAGAAAGAAUGGUUGUUGUUGAGAUGUCGUAUCUCGUUUAACUUGGCGCGGACGUAUUGCAGAGCGGACAGUGUUGACCUUGCCAUAGCGAUGAUGAAGACGUCAAUCGAAUUAGCCAAGAAAGUUUAUAUCAAUGAAGAAGACAACAUUAUGAGCAGGUUUGUUUGGCUUGCUGGCUUUUACCUUUCGUGGGAUAGAUUUUGGAAACUGGCUGAAGUGGUGGAUGAAGCAAGGAAAUUUUUUAAUAGUUGUCCACCAGAUUGUGUUAGUGUAAAUAGAGCACGUUGUUUGAGUCACUUGGCGAUCGUAUAUGUCCACAGCUCGGUGUUUUUUCAGACGGAUAACGUUUUGUUUGCCGAAGAUUGUAUGAAGGAGUCUCUGGACAUUUACGAACAAGUAUUAGGAGCAGACGUUUCUUCGUGCCCAGAAUACUGUACAUUGUUUGCCUUGUUUUCAAUUAUCAAGUUACUUCAAUCAGAAGAAGAAACAAGUGAAGCAAGAACACAACUUGAAAAAGCUCUUGAAUACUGCAUUCAAGUUGAUGACAAAGUAACCCAGAGUAUGAUAGCUGCCAGUAAGAAACAUUUUCUCAAUAAUUCAAGUUGGUUGCAAGAUUGGUUUGCUUGGAUUCGAAACUUAACAAGGGGGCGUGUAUUAUAUGCUGCGCCAAUUAACGUUGCUGACGACAUUUUGGAAGAUUAUAACAGUGGAAGAAUAUCACCAUCUCGAAGAAUUAUAAACCGUCUCAAGACAGGAAGAAGAUUUUUAAUUCGGGUCGACCAUGCUUUCCUUUCCCUCUUAUUCUUUUUAGUUUGCUAUAUUAUAUAUUUUCUCUGGAACGUUUACCUUCCGCAUAUAGGAAAACACGUACGCUGA